Messenger RNA from Thlaspi arvense, 1455 nucleotides. The record is from the annotation of a GenBank genome assembly. Lineage: Eukaryota; Viridiplantae; Streptophyta; Magnoliopsida; Brassicales; Brassicaceae.
AUGGAGAUUACAAAACCACACGCGGCCAUGUUUGCUAGCCCGGGAAUGGGCCACGUCAUCCCGGCGAUCGAGCUCGGAAAACGCUUAGCUGGAUCCCAUGGCUUCUACGUCACCAUAUUCGUCCUUGAAGCCGACGCAGCCUCCGCUCAAUCUCAAUUCCUCAACUCACCUGGCUCCGACAAGACCCUCGUUGACGUCAUCGGCCUCCCGUCUCCGGAUAUCUCCGGUUUAGUGGACCCAUCAGCCAACUUCGGGACCAAGAUCAUGGCCAUGAUGCGUGAGACCGUUCCCACACUCCGGUCAAAGAUCGCUGAGAUGCAGCACAAACCAACGGCUCUUAUCGUAGACUUCCUCGGCUUGGAGGCGUUACGGCUCGGUGGCGAGUUCAACAUGUUGACUUACCUCUUCAUCGCUUCAAACGCGCGAUUUGUCGCGUUGAUGGUGUAUUUCCCGACGCUGGACAAAGACGACGAAGAAGAGCACAUAAUCAAGAAGCAACCUUUAGCUAUACCGGGAUGUGAACCGGUUCGGUUUGAGGAUACUUUUGAAAUAUUCCUUGAUCCGUCGAGCCGGAUGUACCAGGAAUCCGUUCCACUCGGUUUAGUAUACCCGACGUUUAAUGGCAUUAUUGUGAAUACAUGGGGUGAUAUGGAGCCCAAAACUUUGAAAUCUCUUCAAGACCCAAAUCUCUUGGGCCGGAUCGCUCGUGCACCGAUUUAUCCAAUUGGUCCUUUGUGCAGACCAGUUGAUCCAUCGAAAACCAAUCAUCCGGUUUUAAAUUGGUUAAACAAACAACCGGACGAGUCUGUGCUUUACAUCUCAUUCGGAAGCGGCGGCUCUCUCGCGGCUAAGCAGCUAACCGAAUUGGCUUGGGGGCUCGAGCUAAGCCAGCAACGGUUUGUUUGGGUGGUCCGUCCUCCGGUAGACGGUUCGGCUUGCAGCGAGUACAUAUCGGUUAACAGCGGCGAAAUACGAGACGGUACGCCGGAUUAUCUACCGAAAGAAUUCGUAAACCGGACUCAAGAAAGAGGCCUCGUGGUCCCUUCAUGGGCCCCCCAAGCCGAGAUCCUGGCCCACCAAGCCGUUGGUGGGUUUUUGACUCACUGCGGGUGGAACUCGAUUCUGGAGAGCGUUGUUAGCGGCGUUCCGAUGAUUGCUUGGCCGCUUUUCGCGGAUCAGAUGACCAACGCGACGCUGCUCAACGAGGAGCUCGGAAUCGCCGUCCGAUCAAAAAAAUUGCCAUCGGAGGGAGUGAUUCUGAGGGUGGAGAUCGAGGCGCUGAUGAGAAGUAUUAUGGUGGAGGAGGAAGGUUAUGAGAUGAGAAAGAAGGUGAAGAAGCUGAGGGAUACGGCGGAGAAAUCGUUGAGUUGCGACGGUGGAUCGCUGUGGAGAGUCGCCGAGGAAUGCCAACGUCUUUUGGAGCCUGUUAUUAAAGUCACGGCACGUGAUGCCUAG